Messenger RNA from Anopheles bellator, 1205 nucleotides. RefSeq names its product putative ATP-dependent RNA helicase DHX57. Lineage: Eukaryota; Metazoa; Arthropoda; Insecta; Diptera; Culicidae. The transcript is spliced from 2 exons. Gene Ontology annotation, molecular function: RNA binding. The record is from RefSeq and is a predicted model, not a curated record. Gene Ontology annotation, cellular component: intracellular anatomical structure. The annotation marks the transcript as partial.
AAGUUCCGGACGUGAGGGUAUUGCUGAACUUGGGUGCCAACCUGUUCGUGCGGGGCAAGCAUGAUCUGCGGGCCAAGGAUUGGUGCGCCAAUGAGGCCAACAGUCCGUGCUGGAAACUCAUGGAUCUUUGCUACGAGCAACACUGCAAUCAACCUUCGCAGUUUCGAUUAGAGUCCUCCCUGCUAUGGUUAUAUCAAAGGAUCCACAAUCCCUACUCGAUAGACCACCAGAUGGUGGUACUCGUGGUACUGCCAGAAUUUACCGAUGUCCUCGGGUGCUACAAACCGCCGCAGGAACAAGCAUUCGUGUUCUGCCACAGCCAGCUGACGGAGGACGAAAUUGUGUUGAAGUUUGCCAGGAUCGGCGAUUGCAUUUUUCAGGUUAUCCUCUUGGAGGAUCGUCUUUUCGAAGUUCUACCUACCUUGGAUACUGUCGACUACGUAAUCGAUACGGGGUUGAGCACCUUCCGGGACUACAAUGUAUCGAAAAAUUCGCACUCCAUUGCGUCCACAUUCAUACCACUGGAAACGGCUUCGCUUCGGAGUGGACUCGCAAAACGGAUUUGCUUCCAUCUGUACACGUGCGAGCAGCAAAACCGGAUGCAACGCGCUCAUCGACGCACCGGACGAUCGCUCGAGCUUCUAGUGAAGAUCGGUGCAAUCACCGCGGUGGAUCUGGCCCCUACCAACCUGGGACUGUUGGUGGCUAACCUGUGCUCCAGUGUGCAGCUCGGUAAAACCAUUCUAUACGGCAUCUUGUUUCGGUGUCUCGAUCCGGUACUGACGAUAGUGGCCAGUCUUUGCGUGGGCAUUAGUCCGUUCCUUGAGCCGGCGGAUAAGGUGCAACUUAAAGCGAUCGCCGGGAUCAAGAAGGGUCUCGACCACGGCACGCAAAGCGAUUGCUUCGUGCUGCUCCGUCUGUUUUUGCUCUGGAACACGGCCAAACUGGACGAUGAGGCUAUGGUAAGGCAGUAUCUUUUGAAGUGUGGAGCCAUGCAGGAUGCAGGAGGCCAUCAACAACACGCGUGUCAUGCUGACAUCGACAUCGUCAAGGUGGGCGCCGGAACGAACGUCAACGUACUGAACGAAAAUUCGGCAAAUUGGAGCACGGUAAAGGCUUGCCUUGCCGCGGGUUUAUAUCCGAACGUGGCAAGGGUGGACUACGCGAAGAAAUGCCUAGUCUGCUGUGUACGUGUACAAGUUUGA